Messenger RNA from Dinoponera quadriceps, 10092 nucleotides. RefSeq names its product cadherin-87A (gene Cad87A). NCBI's taxonomy places the organism in Eukaryota, Metazoa, Arthropoda, Insecta, Hymenoptera, Formicidae. Gene Ontology annotation, molecular function: calcium ion binding. Gene Ontology annotation, cellular component: plasma membrane; cell-cell junction. Gene Ontology annotation, biological process: homophilic cell-cell adhesion. The coding region runs from base 2802 to 8522 and encodes 1906 amino acids. The record is from RefSeq and is a predicted model, not a curated record. The transcript is spliced from 30 exons.
CGUUAUUCCGGGUGGACGGUGACAGGUCGCGUGCUCGCUCCAGGAGCGAGAGUGCAGCCGAAGGACGCGCAUCUCUCCGUCUUGCUCCGCGCGUCUCGCGGAAUAGAGAGGGAGAGAGAGAGGGCGAGAGGAGCCGGUGAAAGGGGAAGGGAGAGAGGGGAAUAGAAAGAGACGGACGCGCGGCUCGGCGAGCGGUCGUUCAAAAAUUUCACCCGGGUCGCGUGCGUGUUCAUCCGGUUCGGUACAUUUUAUCCGCCGCACGAAUUUGUCAUUGUUUAUUACGCUGCCAGUGUCUCAUUGUUGUGGUUGUCGUCGGCAUUCGUGCGAAUUAAAAAUCGGUGAGCGCGCCGGCUGUUCGGGCUCCUCUCGCUCCUCGGCUCUCCGUGCGUCUGCCGCGUGCGAAAUUCGCGAACUCGCAAGAGUUCCUGGGAGAAGAAGCUCCUGCGGCCUUUCUCGUCCGCCUCCUCCGAGAGCGUGUCGUCCGAUUCUAGACUUUCUGAGGAACCGGCGUCCCCGUCAGCGAUUCUGUCGAAAUGCGACGCACCGGUCGCGUCAGGUGACUAAUUCCGACCGUAUCCGGGACACUUCUGGGAUGUGUCAAGAUAGUUUUCGGACAAGGUCGGACAAUAGCAUAAGUAUCCCUUCUCUUCGGCCGAUUUCUCUCUCAACCUGUAGAUACUCGCGCAACCUUUACAGUCGAUGUUUACAGGCGGUUUAAACGAUAAUUCUCGGAGUGUGCGUUCCGCGGAAACUUGCACGACGUGAAGAAUCCGAAGGGAAAUAAUUCAUACGGCGAGGUAAAAUAUUUCUAAUUAAUACGAUUGCUUGAUCUGGCUUCCGGGCUGUAGCUGCCUUUAAUUAGGAUAACUUGUUCCUCGGGAUCUGUCGAAUCGAAAUACGACGUAAGGAGACCGAUCCAAUUUUCAAUGCACGAAUCACAAUUGUUUUUUGCCCGUGUGUCAAAAGCACGCUUGAAAACCGAUGUGCAUUCAUAGUCAGGUCAUAUAUAUAAGAUUGUCUUAAGUUCAUCUUCAGAUGCUGUACGACCCAUUUGAUUGGUUACGAAACAUCUAACUGAAUACCGGCUUUAAUGUCCGCGAUUGAAAUAAAUUUUUCUAUUCUUGAUACAAAUCCAUAAAAAUAAUCGAUAGUCAUCGAUCUUGCAUGUGUAAACGCACUCAAAGCUGAAAAAGAAAAACAUUAAGAAAAGCGAAACGUUAGGAGGCGGGCGGACGAGGAGGACUCUAUCGAUCUUUGUAUACAUUGUGUUUGAGCGAUGACGACGAAGUCUCGAUUUACGAUUACGGUUUUUCGAUAUUUCUCCACGCCGCAAGUCGCCGACUCGCUCGGAGGACACUUGAUCGGCGUAAAAACAUAAGUAGAAUUCGGUGUGUUCCCUCGCGAAAAAAGAAGCACAUUUGCGGUGCAUUGUCGUUUGUAUCGACUCGACUGAUGUUGAACGUGCGCCAAGCGCGAAAAAGUCGAGACUCGAAGAACGGGGACACGCUACGAGCGUCAUUUGAAAAUUAAAGCGAUACUUCUGUCCGGGCGGUGCCGGGUAAACAUUAGUUAUGAGAGUGACAUCUUGGUUAACCCGUUCAAUUUUUCACGCCCGGCGCACGAAACACACGCGCGUGCGCAGUCCUUCCUUGCGGGAGAACGCUCUCUCGUUUGCGCGUGAAAUUUGUUGAUGAUAACGAAUCGGUCGGGGAAGAUAUCGAGUGCACUUUAUCGCGAAUUCCGCGAGUGUGAAAAGCGAGUUCAAAUGGAGUGUUGAUGAAGCUCUUUAUCGGAUUCGGGCGAUAAAUAUUUUAUGCCGUGUGCUCGGCUGCGAAAAUUCGCAUUUGACUGCAUUUGACGACAUUUGUCCUCGAUAUUCGCCGGGAAAUCUUUGUGGACGAAUAAUAUUAUUUGAUUAUUAUAUUCUCGUUCUCUGUUUUCGGUGUAUUAUUUCGGCGUGUCCCGGCUUUGUUAUUGCCAAUUCAUCGCGGCACGCUCGUUUACAUGUCUAAUCACGAUCGUAAACGGGAAUGAUUGUCCGUCUAUCAAUUACUCGCGACGAUAAGAAUCCGCGAACGCGUUUAAUUAGAGACAGAGGAACGUGGUAAUUACGAAAUGCGCGAGUAAAUCUGCGAAAUGUGAACGAAUCAAUUUCGCGCGCUCCUGUAUAUUUUUUCGGUACAUCAGAGGGCGCGCGCGCGCGCCGUUACACGUUACAUUAAUAUUAUUUUAAUGUUAACUUUUACUCCAAUAUCAACCCGUUUAACAUGCAAAAUUAAAUUUAAUUGGUCAGAUUUCAAUUCGAUCUCAAUCCUAAUCCGUGACACGGGCAUAGAUCUAGUCUUUAAAGCUCUCGCAAGGGGGCGUUCUCUGUGCAUACAAAAAUUUAUGCGCGGUACGCCUGGGAAAGAAAAGCGACGGAGCCAUCUUGGAAUUUCGCGCGCGGAGUUUUCGGCGGAGUCGCGCGGGUGAAGAUACCGGUUGCUUUUCGGCGAGAGACACAAGUCGACACAGUCUAGUUACAUCAUCAAUCGUCCUUAUUUGGCGGAGAAAAGGAUAGCAAAUGGUGUAACGAGACUUGUGUGUGUGUGUGUGUGUCUCUCGGUGGAGAGUAACUUUCGUGUCGCGAGCGGUUAUCGCCGGCAGUCGUUUCUUACGCAGCACACCACAUCCGAGGAGCAUUCUGGGAACGUCCUUGGGACGAGGCUGGUGCUCGUCCCGCUGGACUCCUGGCAUGGAAUGAUCCACUCGCCGUAACUCUUCCCACGCAGAACGCGAGAAGCCGAGGGCUCUACGAGGAGAUGACGGGCAUACGCGUGGAACGAGUCGCCGCUCGGGACGAAUGCGGGAAUCGGGCGUACCUGAGACAACCGAUAGGAAAUUGGCAGCACUGCAAGACCGAGACUGCAUCGAGUCGAGGGCUACACCAGGAAUCGUUGCCGAGGAAGCGAGCAACUCUGCUGGCGAUUUGUCUUCUGGUCACUUGCACGGCGGGUAACAACGUGAACGAGCCACCCAUCCUGGAGGCCGCGGGAUACCCGACGGGCCUGCCGCUCUCGGAAUCGACCAAGGUCGGCACGGAAGUGUUCGUCCUGAAGGGCCACGAUCCCGAAGGAUCGCCGGUGAAAUAUGGCAUACAACUCACGGACCAUUUCCUCGUCAAUCCGCGCAGCGGUGUCAUCACUCUGGCAAAGCCGCUCAAUCGCGAGGAGAACGACACGAUACGCUUCCGAGUGACCCUGGAGGACGAGGUGCCCGCGGGACAGCAGCCCAACAUCGUCGGCGUGGACGCGUACGUGAUCGUGCUGGACGAGAACGACAAUCCGCCGCACUUCCUCGGGGUGCCAUACGAAGCGGUGGCGGAGGAGGACACCCCGGUCGGCUCCACCAUACUGCCUGGUAUCCGAGUCGUUGACCCUGACCUACUGGGCGAGGUCAUAGAUUUAACGUGUGUCCCACAGCCACAGUUCCUGGAUGCCUGCGAGAAGUUCGGCAUCGUCAACGUCGAGAGGAGCCAGAAUACAUACGUGGGCGCCCUGGUGCUCAAGCAACCCCUCGACUAUCGAGAGAGGCCUUUCUACCAGUUACUGCUGCGAGCAAGCGAUGGCUUGAACAACGGGACCACCGGCGUGGAGAUCAAAGUAGCGGACAUUCAGAACAGUCCGCCGGAAUUCCUGGACUCGCUGACGGGCGUAGUUCGCGAAGACGAUCCCAUCGGCACCCUCGUGAUGACUGUGAAGGCCCGGGACGGCGACAGGGGUAUGCCGCGAAAGAUGAUCUACGAAUUGGUCACCAACCCGUUCGAUUAUUUUUUGCUGGAUGACGACACGGGCGAGCUGAGGACGGCGAAACCACUGGACAGGGAAGCAUUGGAGAACUCGACGGGCGUACUCACAUUAAUUGUGAAGGCCCGCGAGUUGAUCGAUGGUAUACCGGGCAACGAUAAAUUGACGGUAUCGACGGCCGAAGCCACCGUCACGAUUAAGGACGUCAAUGACGAGCCACCCACGUUCAAUCGGCGCGAGUACAACAUCGAGAUCCCGGAAAACGUGCCGGACGGCACGCCGUUACCGCACUUAGACAUGACCGUUAAAGAUCCGGAUGUGGGUUUAAACUCCGUGUUCUCCCUGCGACUAGAAGAUAUAACGGGCGCGUUCACAGUGGAACCGGUGCUGGCAACCGGAAGCACAUCUGUGAACAUCCGCGUUACGAAUGGCUCGCUCGACUACGAAAAUCCUAAUCAACGGAAAUUUAUUAUUCUGGUCGUCGCCGAGGAAGUUCACACGAACCCGAAGCUGUCGUCCACGGCAACGGUAACGAUCGCCAUCACGGAUGCAAACGACAACGCACCCUCCUUUGGGAGCCCCACGUACACAUCCACAGUGUCCGAGACGGCACCACCGGGGAGCCCAAUUAUAACGAUCAUGGCCAGAGAUCGCGACAGCGGACGCUUCGGCACCGCCGGCAUAGUCUAUCAAUUACUCGGCCAGGGCGCGGAACACUUUGCCAUCGACAGGAAAACCGGCACCAUCACCGUCGCGCCAUGCCUGACGCCCGGCUCGUCGCCGUGCCUCGAUUACGAGCAGCAGACGGAAUACUUCCUCACCUAUAAGGCGACGGAUGACAACGGGGAGGGGCAAACGACGAGCGUUUCAUUGCGCAUCACCGUGGCGGACGCGAACGACAGUCCGCCGCGUUUCCUGCAGGACAAGUAUCGCGCGGUGGUGGACGAGGGCGCGGAAAAAUUCGAGCCCGAGCUGAAGGUGCAGGCGCGCGACAAGGACAAGACGUCCAAGAUCACGUACGCCCUGGUGGGCGGUAACGAGCUGGGGAUGUUCACUGUCGAUCCGGACAGCGGCGAGAUCACCAUCAGGAGCCCGGUGGACAUGACCAACGCCACUCAUGAUUGGAUUGCCUUAACGAUACAAGCGAGCGACGGCAUAUUCGUCGACUCCGCACUCGUCAACAUCACCGUCCGUGACGUUAACAACAACGCGCCCGUGUUCCCGCAUGAUAUAUACACAGCGAGCAUCCCGGAAAUAUCGCCGAUAGGAACUGUCGUAGAGGAGGUAACCGCGACGGACGCCGACAGUGGGGUGAAUGCAGAGCUGGUGUACCGAAUACAGAAAGGUGCUUUCGACGACUUCGCCAUAAAUGAGACCACCGGUGUCGUUACUGUGUCCAGAAAGUUGGAUUACGACGAGAAGAAUACAUAUCACGUAGAAGUAAUAGCGUUUGACAAAGGGACGCCGAGUCUGACCGGAACCACGACACUGAUGAUCGAGGUGGAGAACAGCAACGACAAGGCCCCGUAUUUUACGCCGGAGACGCAACGAGCCGAAGUCACCGAGGACACGCCGAUCGGCACCGUCUUCACAACGUUGAAAGCCACCGACCCGGACAGCACGAAUCUCGAAGCUCUGAACUUCGCCAUUUCUGAGCCGAUCACGGCUAUCGACAGGAACGGCCAACGAGUUAACGACAGCAAAUCUUUCAAGGACUUCUUCGCGGUUGAUCGCGCUACCGGCCAGGUUUCCGUCGUUCGGGCGCUCGAUCGCGACAUCGCCGCCACGGUGAGCGUCACGAUCGUAGUCAGCGACACCACCGCACCCACGCUGCAACAAGGACGAGGUAAACUGGUGAUCACUAUCAUCGACGUGAACCACAUGGCGCCGGAAUUCUUGAAGCCGUGGACCCGCGAGAAUCCUCGCUACCUGAUAGAGAUGCAGGAGGAGCAGCCCACGGGUGCCAUUGUCGGCGCCUUCACGGCGACGGACGCUGACAGCAACAUCGCAGGAUACGUCAUCGAUCCGCCGAGUCCUUACUUCAAUAUCGAUAAUAUUACCGGAAUCGUAAGAACCAGCCAGGUGAUCGAUUACGAGGAGACGAAGCAACUGGAGUUCACGGUGAUCGCCUAUGACUCCGGAGUGCCUCAGCUUUCCGCGACCGCGAAAGUCACCGUUACCGUGAUAAAUGUGAACGAUCAGGACCCGAAGUUCGAGAAGGAGCUGUACAAUGCGUCGGUGAAGGAGAAUUCUCCGCCUGGCACUCGCGUUAUCGUCGUGAAAGCCACGGACGACGACGAGGGAUCGUUCGGCGACGUCAGUUACAACCUGAUUGGCGAGCACGCCUCUGACUUUAAUAUCGGGCACGAAACCGGGGAGAUCACCGUGGGCGGUGCCACGGUCCUCGAUAGGGAGAUGACGCCGGAAAUCACAAUAACGGUGAUGGCCAGCGACGGCGCCCAUGUCAAUGUUCGACGUAGCACCACCGUGCCCGUAGUUGUCAAACUAAUCGACGUGAACGACAACCGACCGAUAUUCUCGCAACACAGUUAUAGAGCAUCGGUCGCGGAGAAUUUAUCCGUUAACCCGCCAGCGCCCAUUUUGCAGGUACGAGCGGUGGAUCAAGACGAAGGGAUCAACGGCGAGGUUUGGUACACGAUCGUCAACGGGAACGAGAACGAGUCAUUUUCGUUGAACCGCGAAACCGGCAUUCUGUAUCCGGCGGCCGCCCUCCUCGGCAGGGCCGGUUCCUACAGAAUCGAGGUGGAAGCGCGCGACGGCGCCGGAAACGGGCCGCACUCGGACAGGUGUUACGUCGACGUCAGGGUCACACCUGUGAACCAGCAUAAGCCGCAGUUCAUAAUGCCGGAAUUAACGAACGCAACCGUUGAGGUACCAGAGAACGCAGGUGUCCCGAAUUACUUAAUAUUGACUGUGAAAGCAAUCGACAGAGACCCCGGGGAGAACGGCCGCGUCAGCUAUCACCUGAAGGUCGGCAACAGAAACGUUCAGGAGACCGAGGAAUUUUCUAUUGAUCAGGAGACCGGGGAGCUUCGAUCGAAAAUCAUCCUCGAUCGCGAGAUCAAAAGCAAGUUCGAGCUUGUCCUCGUGGCGACCGAUCAUGGCAGUCCUACGGCAUACGAGACUCUUCGGCUGUUAACGGUUCAGUUAGUCGAUACGAACGAUAACGUGCCGCAGUUCUACGAGGAGUAUAAUUUUCACGUGUCGGAGAAUCGGCCCAAAGACUAUUUCGUUGGCAAAGUGACGGCGGAAGACAAGGACGAAGGCAGGCACGCCAAAAUUUAUUAUUAUAUAGAAUCUGGAAACGAAGGGUACGCGUUCUACAUGGACAAGUCCGACGGCAGCAUUUACGCGAACAAAUCGUUCGACCGCGAGACGCGGGACAAGUACCUGCUCACCAUCCUCGCGUCCAACGAUCCCGAUCUCUACGUGAACCCCACGCAAUCCGGCCGGCCGUUGACGCGCAACCCGGAGCACGGACACGCGAACGUGACGAUCGUCGUGCUGGACGAGAACGACAAUCCGCCGAUCUUCGAGCGCAACGACUAUUACGCCGGUGUGAACUCCAUGGCGAACAUAAACGACUUCGUGACGAAGGUGACCGCGUCGGACUUGGAUAUCGGCGACAACGGCACCCUGCAUUACUACGUCGCCGGCGCGAAUCUCUACAAGUACGGAUCGGACAAGCCGAGCGGAUCGAUCGUGCCGAGCCCGUUCAACGUCACGCAGGACGGGAAACUCGUCACGAGCGGAUACAUGGCGGAAUACAAUCAGGACAGAUUUAUCGUCGAAGUCAUCGCUAAAGAGACCGCCAUCCCGGAGAGAUACGCGAUGACCAGGGUUCACGUGUGGGUAUUCGAGCCGUCUCAGUUGAUACGAGUGAUAUUAUCCCGGCCGCCAGAGGAGGUGAACAGCGAGCGCGACGAGAUCGUCUCGGAAUUGUCCAACGCUACGCAGAGCAGAGUGGUGGUGGACGACAUCAGGUACCACGUUGACGCCUCGGGACACAUACGCAGAGAAUGGUGCGACAUGUAUUUGCACGUUGUCGAGCCGAAGACUCAAACCAUCGCGCCGAUUCCCCACGUACUCAAAGUCAUCGACGCAAAGUACGAUUUCUUGAAGCACUACUACGCCGGAUUCGCCAUUGAGAACGUUGUGCCUGCGUACGCCGGGGUUCAAGAGGAGCCGUUUGACCCCGCACUUGCUGCUCUGAUAGCUCUCUUAGUCGUUUUGCUCGUCGGAGCGGUCACCGUUACAGUAGUUUGUUGUUGUUUACGCCACUGGGUAAUAACCGUUCCGAACGAUAUACGUAAGAAGGACGGCCUAAUUAAGAAGCAGAUCAUUGACGAGCUGAACACGACGGAGAACCCUCUGUGGAUCGAGCAGAAAUUGAAGCUGUACGAGGAGCAGGAAUUAACGAUGCAAGUGUUCAGUGAGCCCGACAGCGGCCUCGGCGACGAGAGACGCGGCAGUGGCGUGAGCGUCGGCAUGGGUGACACGUCUCAGGACAACACGUACGCCACGAUACAGCAUCCUUUGCCGGCGAACAGGCAUCGUCCGACCACGCCGGACUACACGACGCUUCCGGGGAAUCACAAUUUAUACGAAUCGGCAAUGGGUUUCCAAGGAUCAACGUUCCAGCCAUCCCCGAACGUGAUGCCGCAGCUCACGCUCGAUCGGGACGGCCAGCCGCAAUUCGUCUCGGGGCUGGUGUAAAUCGACUACUCUUCGAUACACAGAGCGCACCUCUUCAACAGCCUGCCCCCCCUUCGCCCCUUUCUAUCUCUAAAUACGAUCGCUCCGUCGCCGUACGUUGUACCUCUUUGUCCGCGGCUCUUUUCUACUGCACGCGCGCGUCUCACCGAAGCGAACGGGCGACUCGCAUGCACACACCUCUCAUUGACAAUAACCGGGUUAAUAUGGUCGGGUUUGUCUUGCGAGUGGACGCGUGUGACGAGAAGAGCGACAUUCACAUACACCACCAAAAACAAAAUGGGAUUUCACCCGACGACUCGCCGCCCCUACGUGUGCGUGUGACUUCCUUGUCAUUUCACGGCUCGAGAACUCUUCCCGCUUGAAGGAGAGAGAGAGAGAGAGAGAGAGAGAGAGAGAGAGAGAGAGAGAGAGAGAGAGANAGAGAGAGAGAGAGAGAGAGAGAGAGAGAGAGAGAGAGAGCAUGUGCGCGAAAGACUCAAGAUGAAGAGUGACGACGAACGACAGUCAAUAUUAAUGGAGUAAAUUAAAUCCCUGUAGCUGGUGUUUGCAUGUAUAUAUGUGUACGUUGCCAACCUGGAGUCCCGUCUGUCUGACUUUGUUGUUGGAGACUACUUUUUAGGAGAAUCAAAAGGGGAGAAAAAGUAAAAAAAAAAAGAGACAAGAGGAAGAAAGAAUUAUACGCGCUAGAUAAAAUAAAAAGAAGAAAAAAAAAGAGAUAGGCACUGUGAGAUAGCUCGAGUACGACCGAAGCUUGGCACGACAGAUAUAUGUAUAUAAGUGAAUGUGUAGAUUCCGUCCAGCCCAGUUUUCGUAUUGUUAUUAUUGUCUCUAGUAUUUUUUUUUUUUUUAAUACGUAUUACGGUAUGCGUUUCUCUACGAGGUGGACGUCGCGAAGCUGCGUCUCUCCACGCGCGACUUUGAGCGCGCUUCGCGACACCACACUCCGCAAUAUUACUGCCAAUGUUUCGGCAUCCGCAUUCGGGAUGCCGCGCGAUUUUAUAUGCACGACGACCAGCCAAUCGUCGCCGACGAGCGCGCAACGUUUCCGACGCCAGGAUUAAAAUACGUAUGUUAUUAAUUGCCCUAAGUUUUAUGCCGCGCGCGUAACGUCGCUAGUGUAUACGUAUUUAUGUUUAAGGUUUAGAGCUCGUGAACGACUGAUAUACCCCCUCUUCCCCCGAUUAAACUGUGAUUUGAUUGCGCCCGAGGCACUGAGUGCAACGAUCCGUUAACUCGUAAUAUUGUUUGCACGAGUCUCUCACUGGCGGUGGGCGGACAUAGUCAUAUCAUAGUUAGAUAAAAAGAAACAAUGACCUUCGUAGCGAAUUCCAUCGUCACACACACACACACACAUGCAUAAUAAUACAGGGUGAAAAUACGCGGAUCCCUGCCUUUCCGUGAGAAUCCCGUCUCACGUAUGAAUUCAACAGAGAAACGCGCACCAUCGAAAAACAGCGCCUCAAAUUCAAACCGUCCGCGGCUGAGAACUGAGAGAAGAUCCGUGACCUUCGAGAAUUCCCUGCGAACGAACUUGUCGUAAAGGAUGUAUCGCAAAUACUCGAAAAAAAAA